AUGUCAGGAAAAGCAUUAGUUGAAUAUUCGGAUCAAUUGAUGACGUAUUUUAAAAAAUAUGAUAUAAAAAUUUUUGAUUGUUCGCAGCAUGAAAAUCUUAAAGUCAUUGGAAGCGGAGGAUUUGCAGUUGUGUAUUCGACCAUUUUAGAAGGUGAAAAAUACGCUCUAAAAAGUUUAAAGAACAACUUAAGUUUGAAUCAUAAAGAAUUUAAACAAUUCCGACGUGAGAAAUUAUCAAUAGAAACUAUUGAAUUUAUAGCAAAUCCAAUUGAUAAUAAAAAAACACAAGAGUCUAAUAAUUCUUCAUAUAAUGCAAACUCCACUUCUACUGAUACAUUUGAAAAUUCAAAUUCAAAUAUUCAUAACGCUACCUCCUACAAUCCAAAUGAAUGCGAUUAUAGUCUUGCAAGUGAAAAUAAAAUUUCCAGUGAUCAUUCCAUAACGAUUCAGAUCGAUUUUAAGGAAUCUUCGGAACAGAAUCCUUAUCAGCAAAAGCAUGUUGAAUUACUUAAUGGAAAUUUGUUGAUAGAUUUACCUGUACUCACAAAUCUAUUAAUAAAUGCUCAUCAUAAAACAUCCAAGGAAUUCACACAUAUGAGAUAUACCGCUUGCACAAGCAAGCCAAGUGACUUUAAGAAAGAAAAUUUUACGCUCCGUCAAAUAGAAUAUAAUCCUCCAAGACAUACUGAACUAUUUAUCUUAAUAAAUAUACAUGGUGACGACGAAAUUCCGUUAUCCCACACUCUUUAUGGAAUCAUGGAAAAUAUUGCUUAUCUUUGUUCUAUCAAAGAUUGCAAAACAUGGGGUAAAGACGGGUGGAAAAAAAUCGUUGUAUGUAUAAUUUCAGUCGGCCGUAUUAAUGUUAAUAAACAUAUUUUAGCAUAUUUGACUGCUCUUGGUGUCUAUCAAAAUGAUAUUGCAAAAGCAAAGGUAGAUAAGAAAGCAGUUAAUGCACAUAUGUAUGAGUAUACAACUUCUAUUUCAAUCAAACAUUCUAAGGAUUCUGUUGAAAUGAAAAUGCAAGAUGAUGGAAUUGUUCCAACUCAAAUGCUUUAUUGUCUUACCGAAUGGAGUGAAAACGAUUCUUAUCAAUGGUUUCUUGAUGCAUUUUGUCCAAUACUUAACCCAAAAAUAUGUGUUUUUAUUGAUGCUGGUAUUAAACCAGGUUAUGGAUCUCUCUAUAAUUUAUGGAAGACAUUAUCCGUAAAUCCUCAAAUUGCCGGUGUUUGUGGAAAUAUAAGUUUCACAAAAGGUGUAAAGGGUGAAAAUAAGAUCAGAUUAUUAAACCCAAUAGUGGGUGCUCAAACUUUCAAUUAUGAAAGGUUAAAUGUUUUAGAUAAACAAUUUGAAUCAGCUUUUGGCUAUAUUACGCCUAUAUCUGAAUGUUUUUCUGCUUAUCAAUAUUCUGCACUUCAAAGUUCCAUUGAGCUUAAAUCUGCCAAUAAAUACACUCUUGAUUUUGAAUUAGUUACAAGACCUAAUCAUUCUUGGACAGUGCACUUUCAAAAAUCUAUACAGGCUGAAAUAGAUGGACCCGAAAAUUUAUGGGAGCUAAUUCUUCAACAAAAAUAUCCAGUUAAAGCAAAGCCAUUGGAUUUUGCCUAUCUUUUUGAAGAAAAUAUUGCUAAAGUUGUAGUGCCUAGUGAAAUUACUAUCAAUAAUAGAUAUAUUCAAGCUUGGAAUCAAUUAAAACGAACCAAUAAGAAAAA
This is a messenger RNA of Cetraspora pellucida, 1709 nucleotides long. Lineage: Eukaryota; Fungi; Glomeromycota; Glomeromycetes; Diversisporales; Gigasporaceae. The record is from the annotation of a GenBank genome assembly.